Molecule: messenger RNA, 2397 nt
Organism: Saccharomyces paradoxus
Lineage: Eukaryota; Fungi; Ascomycota; Saccharomycetes; Saccharomycetales; Saccharomycetaceae
Product: metallo-dependent hydrolase superfamily protein
Exons: 1
Coding region: 1-2397 (798 amino acids)
Biological process (GO): IMP salvage
Cellular component (GO): cytosol
Molecular function (GO): AMP deaminase activity
Source: RefSeq, a predicted model, not a curated record
AUGGUACAGAACAAUAGAUCGCUUUUUUUCGUUGGGGUGUGCGACUCUUACAAGGAAAGCCCCUCCACUUCACCGAUACGCCUGGACGACUUGGAUGGAAAUGACGGUACAUCGGAUCAGGGUUUAGCCUUCGAUGGAGAAGUAGGAAUCACGUCACAAGCACGAGAAAGAAAUCGUCGAGCAUUUGAGCUGGGCGAUAGCAUUAAUGAUGUUGCAUUGCAUUUGGAUGAUCUUGAUAUGGUUCCACUAAAUACGAAGUUUGAUAUGCAGAUGGAGAUGGGCUCACCUAUGGCAAUGCCACCAGAAACGCAACCUCCCGUCGAACCUUUAAAAGCAAAGAAUCUAGAAUAUUCAUCGUUAGCUCACCUUCCAAGUUAUUUCUUUGAGAAAACGCAUUUCCGUAUUGAGCGCAAAUGCCUGUUGGAAAUGUGUAAGUUAAGGCGAAAUUAUCUAACUAUAAGUAAACAAGAUGCUUUAUCAUGUCCUCGGUUUCAUUCAACAGUAACUGAGAAACGUCUUAAACCUAUAAAAGAAAAUUUUUCUGGAAUGAGGCGCCUUCUUGACCUUAGAGAAGACAAUACUCUGAGCCCCCUCUCGGAUGACAAUUAUACGACUGAAUUGUUCAGUGAUCAAGUAAAUGUCCCCUCUUUUAAAGAAUUUAGGCAAGAUUUCGAAUGGUGCUUGAAAAUUAUAAAAGAUAGAAGCCUAUCUAGAUUUAGCGAAAAAAGGUUACAGUAUCUUGCCAAUAAGUUCCCCAUUUUUCAAUAUCUACAUUCUAAGGAAGAAACGAGACAAAGUAAGAGGGUGCCACAUAAGGAUUUUUACAACUGUAGAAAGAUUGAUCUGAAUCUUUUGUUGAGCGGCUGCUUCUCACAGUGGCGAUUGACUGAGUUUAUUUGGACGAAGUUGAGAAAAGAGCCAGACAAGAUUAUCCAUCAAACUUCCAGCGGUGAUCAUAUAACGUUAAGUCAAUUGUUCAAGGUAGAUUUCGAGGAGAGUAGUCAGUUCUCUAAUGGAUUGAAAAUCAUUGACGAUUCCUUUUUAGAAUGGUAUAAAGUUAUUUAUCUCACAAAAUAUCAUUUGAUUAAUAACGAAUUUGAAAUACAUGCAGACCCACACAAUAGACAAUUCCAGCACUAUUUGAUUGCGAGGACAUUUUUGGAGUUUGAUAACUAUAUUAAUGGUGAAUAUCUAGCCGAACUGCUACAAAUUUUUUUAGUAAAACCGCAAGAGGAGUCUAAAUAUCAAUUAUGUCAACUUUCCGUAGACUUUCAAUUUUAUUUGCAUUACGGUAAUUCAGAUGUGGAUAAUUGGUGGAUGGUCUUCGCAAAUUGGCUGAGCCACUACAACUUGUUUUCCAGCAAUAUUCGCUGGAAUAUCCGCAUUUCCAGAAUAUAUCCAGAACUGUAUCGUACUGGCAAGGUUAAGAAUUUUCAGGAAUAUCUAAAUCUUAUCUUUGAGCCACUUUUUAACGCUCAAAAUUAUCUACACAAGUCAUUAGGGCCUAUUCUUUUGAAGUUUCUCUCACAAAUAUCUUCGAUUGAUUUAUGCAUUCAAGAUACAGACAGCUAUAUUUGGAAAAAUUUCACAACCGUUAGUUGCUUGCCAAAAAAUUGGACAUCUGAUGGUGAUAAUCCGACCAUAUCACAAUAUAUGUAUUACGUCUACGUCAAUCUAACAAAGCUAAACAAUAUUCGUCAGGCGCUUCAUCAAAAUACCUUCACUUUGAGAAGUUCAUGUUCCUCCACCUCAAUGAAUCGAACUUCGCAAUUUAGUAGUACACUGAACUUCACAGAACACACGGAAACUAUCUUAAACAAUUUUUUGCUAGCCAGUGGUGGUUUUUUAAAUGCAGAGAAUCUUUGGAAUGCGCCGCCAUCACUGGUAUAUCUUUUCUAUCUAAGUCAGAUUCCCAUGGUCGUGGCGCCUUUGAAUUCGAUAGUAGAUUCGAAGCCUACAGUGGUGCAGGAUCAGGCGCCCACGGGGCUUGUCCUAGAGCCUUCAAAACCUUAUAAAAAGAAUCCUUUCAUGAAGUUUUUUGAAAUGGGGUUCAAGAUAUCGCUGAGCUCAGAAUCUAUUCUCUACAACAAUUCUUACACCAGAGAACCCAUUAUAGAAGAGUACAGUGUCGCCGCUAGUAUAUACCGUUUGCAUUCAGCUGAUUUAUGCGAAUUGCUAAGAAACAGUGUUAUAACUAGUGGGUUUGCGAGUACCCUCAAGAUCAAAUGGCUCGGCAUUUCCCUUACCAGCCAUGAUUAUUUCGUGGAGAACACCGGUUUCGUAGACAAUUGGUAUGAUUGUAAGCCAGAUACAAGUUUGCAGCACAACGUGCCCAUCAUUAGACGUCGGUAUCGCAAUGAUACUCUCGCAGGGGAGUGGCGACUCAUAAUUGUGUGA